This is a messenger RNA of Hymenoscyphus albidus, 1293 nucleotides long. Lineage: Eukaryota; Fungi; Ascomycota; Leotiomycetes; Helotiales; Helotiaceae. The record is from the annotation of a GenBank genome assembly.
AUGGCUCGUAUCAAACCCUUUCUCGAAGCAAUGGAGCAGUUCGGAAAAGUGAUUGACGUCUUUCUUAACGCCUCUCAAUUUGUAUGUUUUAUUUGGGGCCCAUUGAAGUUUAUCCUACAGGUACGUUUUUAUGAAAUUCAAGUCUCUCGUUUCCCUGAGGGCCUUGAAGAAGCGUACGUAUCCACCCAGGCCGUACCAGGCAUUUUAUCUUACCUUUAUGCAGUUACCAAAGAAUCCUUGAUCGCAUGCAACGAGACCUGUAUCCUCCUCAAUGGUUGAUUGCAAAAAAGCUUCUGGGUUGGGUGGUCUGCUCUAAAAGGUCACUUAAGUGGAGGGAGAUUCAAGCGGCAACGUCUAUGAAUCUGGAAACCCAGGAAAUGUAUUUUGGAGAAAAGAAAUUGCGGAGUGAUAUCCAGGAAUAUUGCGGGUCUUUGAUUCAGGUCAACGGACAUCAAGUAGAACUUAUACACACGACAGCAAAAACGUAAAACAUUCCCUUCUAUUUUCUUUUCACAUGUGUUAUUAUCACACCGUUACUCACAAAAUCAGAAUAUGUUCAUGCAUCAUUUGUUGAGUGCAAUCUCACAGGAAUCUGCCUCCAAUACCUUACAUUCGACUGUUUCGAUCUCGAAACUGAUGACGAGUCUGUCAAGAGAGAUGCCAUCAGCGGUCUUUUGUCAUUUCAAGAUUGCGCCAUUGCAAAAUGGAUGGAUCACGUUCAAGCAAUUGUUCAAACUCCCCCGGAAGGCUUUUACCAAGGUGACGGGUUUAGAGAAGCCUUGGACACCGUAUCAACGGGGAUUGAAGAGUUUUCCAAUCGUUACGAAGAAGACGUACUUCCAAGAGGAGAUUUACUCGAAGAAGCAAUUCAAGACUGCAGGCAGUUCGAGAAAUAUGACAUGCAUGAGGGUCUUUUGAACCUAUAUAAUUAUAUUUAUAUUCACAGCAAGAAAGAUUCUGUGGAGCGACAUAAAGGUCAGCAUUAAUUCCCUCAGCGAAAGCCUCGCGCGCAACCGAAGAAUACUUGAAGGUCUUCUUCCUCCAAAGACGCAACCGGCCGGAGCAAUUGACCAACUCACCGAAUUCUAUGGCGAAAACCGUUUCAAGUGUCCAAAAAUAGCUUGUUACUACUUCCAUGAAGGCUUCAAGGAUGCCAAAACCCGGGAUGGACAUCUUAAACGCCACGAUCGGCCCUUCAUUUGCACCUUCCCAGACUGCUCUAUCACCGUAUUUGGAUUCGCAUCCAAACAAAGAGCUCGAGAAGCAUGUCAAAACCUAUCAUCCCAAUAUUGA